Messenger RNA from Dendrobium catenatum, 2030 nucleotides. RefSeq names its product TITAN-like protein. Bases 370 to 1725 code for a protein of 451 amino acids. The record is from RefSeq and is a predicted model, not a curated record. NCBI's taxonomy places the organism in Eukaryota, Viridiplantae, Streptophyta, Magnoliopsida, Asparagales, Orchidaceae. The transcript has 7 exons.
CUUCCUACUCAUUGCCGGUCCGAUUUUUAAAACCUCGCUAAAUACAUCAAUGCUAAUCACUUCCCACAAAUCUCCGUCUCCAAUAUCCCGAAGCUCUCCACGCGCAGAGAAGAGGAAGUCGAGACGGGAGCUCGCUGAAUAAGAAGGCAUUGACGCGAGCAGCGGCGUGUGAAGAAGAGGAGUUCGUGAGACUUUCCUGCUUAAGUUGAAUACACCGAAUGGCAGGAUUUAAGCCAAAACGGAGAAACGGGAUUUAAGAUACUUAGCAAUUAAAAUGUCUGUUGUUGACCGUUUGGCAGGAUUGCGCUAAUUCCCGCGCCCUAAAAUCGCCACAGAACCUUCUCGCCGUUUCCCUUCCUCCUUGAAUGCAUGACGAAGCUCCAAAAAGCUAAGGCGUCGAUGCGACCAUUGGCUAAGAAGAAGGGGGAGAGUGGAGGUGAGUCCUUCGAGUUCUGCGAGGUUUGCAACCUGAACCACGACCAGGGGCGACGCCACCGGUACUUUCCCAAGCACAGCCGCACCCUCGCCAACACUCUAUCCCGCUUUCAGAACAAGCUCUCCGAACUCCAAUUCUUCAUCCGAAACCCUAGCUUUCUACGUUCAGAGCAUGCCGCCCUAAAUCGUAUAUGGUGCGUCUUCUGCGCUCUCGAUAUUAGCGAGAUUGGCGACUAUUUCGUCUGCGGCAAUGCUAUUCGUCAUUUGGCGAGCGAGUUGCACUUUUGGAAUCUAAAGAGGUAUCUUUGGAAGCACGGGGGAGGGAUCGAUCGGGUCGAUUUAUUUAGAGUUUCAGAGGCAGAUCUCCUGAAGUGGGAGAAAGGAUGCGAGGCAUUGAAGAAUGUUGCUUCAAGUUCAAGUGAAGGGCCAAUAGGGCCAGUUUUGGGGCCGUCAAAAGAUAUCCAAUUCAAGCAUGAGCUUAACUCCAAUAAAAUGGAUAGUUUUAAUAACCAUUCUAUUAGUUCUUUUAGUUCAAAUGUUUCUCAUCCUGUUUUGCCUUUACAAAUAUAUACAAAUGAGAAUUAUGGGGUAUGCCACCCAAACGAUAAUGGCUCUGCAACUGCUGCCCAUGUUGACAAGGACUCGAUUCCUUUGUCAUUGGGCCUGCGGGGAAAUGUUUAUAUACUUAUAUUUAGAUUUGUAAAUAAGUCAGGUGUCGAAUGUAAACGCGUGGACUUCAAAGGAAAAAGAGGACAUGUGGAGACUGUAGUGUACAAUAUUGGAACUGAUUAUAGGGAGAGCAAUGGAGCCUUGCAGAUGCUUACUCCUAUUGCUUUACCUUCUGAAGGAUCUCCAGCAAAUGUACAUACCGGUGGUUUGCCUCCCUGGUUAGAUAUGUGUGAUGAACGUGAGAAAAGUCUUCUUAACUUUGGAGCACAUAUGAAUAAUCAUGCUCCUUUAGCACAUAAGGGAAAGUCAAAGAAGUUGAACCCUAAACGUGUAGGGGCUGCAUGGGCAGAGAAGAGAAGGAUUGAACUUGAAAUGGAGAAAACUGGAGAGAUUGUUAAGGACAGUGUUGAUGCCAAUUGGCUUCCCAAUUUUGGCAGAGUUUGGCAAGCAGGCACUCGUAAGGAAUCUAGAAAAGAAUUUGAGCGGGAAAAUAAAAAAAUGUUCAAGGAUGUCUUGCAUUCGGAGGCAUCAUCCAUGCUGCAACCAUAUAUAAGUAAACGAAUGCGAAUGGGCUCUUCCAGCAAGGUUGAAGCAGCUGAACCAUUUAUAGAGCAGCAGUGAAGGUUUUGAGUCUCUGACAAGCAAAGGAAUGUACAUAAAUCAAGGUAAUCCUAGAAAAUUUGGAGAAAAUUCUCCAUUUACUCAAUAGACUUAUAGACCCUCCUUGUAUGUGUUUUGCUUCACUGAAGCCUGAUAGUGAUUUGUUCUCUACUUCAUGAAGUAAACUUCUGUUGCUUUGGAUACAAGUAUUUGUCAAUGAUAGUGAUUUUUGAACAUAGAUUUUGUAAACUUUGUAUUGAUUUAAGUACAUAGAUUUGUAGAAGUCAAUGGCGAUCAAGAAAGGUUUUGUUAUAAGAAUUUUGAGA